GUGUAGCUGAGUCUCGGAACUAACAGUUCUCUCCCGGUGAAGACCGUGUACGAGCGACAUCUCGUCUCCGCUCUCACUUCACUCAACUCAAACCCUCGCUGCCAUGGAGGAAUCCAGUAGUUGACGUUUCCUGUUGCAACCUUCUCUUUUUAAGCUUUCUUCCCGUCCCAUCAUUGUGACCAUUCGGCACCGGUUCGAUUGAAGUCUCGGCGAUUUUCAUUGUAUUUUUUGAUUCUAUCCAACCACCACGACACCAUGAAGUACAUCAUCGGCAUUGGCGGAGUAACCAACGGAGGGAAAACCACCCUCACCAACAGACUGGUCAAGAACCUGCCCAACUGUUGUGUGGUACAUCAGGAUGACUUCUUCAAGCCCCAAGAUCAGAUUGAAGUUGGUGAAGAUGGAUUUAAGCAGUACGAUGUCAUCACUGCCCUGGAUAUGGACGCCAUGAUGAGCACAAUCUACGCAUGGCUGGACAAUCCAGUGAAGUUUGAAAAGUCACACGGCGUCAAUAACACCCUGGAUACAGAAAUCGUCCCCAAGUCUGAGCACAAGGAGGAUGAGACUCACAUCCUUAUUGUUGAGGGCUUCUUGCUUUACACCUACAAGCCUUUGAUCGACGUGCUGAACCAACGCUACUUUAUUUCCAUCCCAUAUGAAGAAUGCAAAAAGAGGAGGUGUGGCAGGAACUACUCGGUGCCAGACCCACCAGGCCUGUUCGACGGUCAUGUCUGGCCCAUGUACAUAAAGCAUAAAAACAUCAUGGAGGUAUCAGAUGUUGACGUUGCGCAGCUGGAUGGAACCAAGUCAAAAGAACAGCUGUUCAACGUCGUCUAUGGUGACAUCAUGAAUAACAUCCAGACGACUCUUUAAUAAAGAUCGUGUGAUCAGCUAAAAGGAGCAUAUACUCAGCCUGCAAGCAGAAGACCACCUUGCUUAAUGUUUCAAACCUAGCAGCUCAUUCAGCUGACUGCUAUGAGUUCCUUUUACAUGUAUUUUAUUUGUAAAUGUUUAAUUAACACCAUUGGGUGCUGGUAUGAUUUUUUUCUAUCUGCCGUAUUUAUUGCUUUGUUACAGCCAACACUCCUUAGCGAGCUGAAGGGUUUGUUCAGAGGAUGGGUACAUUUAGUUGCCUUUGUCAAUAAAUGAUCCUCCCUUUAA
Molecule: messenger RNA, 1161 nt
Organism: Solea solea (common sole)
Lineage: Eukaryota; Metazoa; Chordata; Actinopteri; Pleuronectiformes; Soleidae
Gene: mibp2
Product: muscle-specific beta 1 integrin binding protein 2
Exons: 8
Coding region: 256-873 (205 amino acids)
Cellular component (GO): cytoplasm
Source: RefSeq, a predicted model, not a curated record